GCAGGAUCUCAACCACCGUCACAAUGUCACCCAAAAAGGCCAAGAAGAAGGAGUCAGGCAGCUCCAAUGUGUUCACCAUGUUCGAGCAGUCUCAGAUUCAGGAAUUCAAAGAGGCAUUCACCAUUAUGGACCAGAACAGAGACGGAUUCAUUGACAAGAAUGAUCUCAGAGACACUUUCGCCGCUGUAGGUCGUCUGAAUGUAGGGAGUGAUGAGCUUGAUGAGAUGCUAAAGGAAGCCUCAGGUCCCAUCAACUUCACAGUGUUCCUCUGCAUGUUUGGCGAGAAGCUCAAAGGUACUGACCCGGAGGAGAACAUUCUGAACGCUUUCAAGAUCUUCGACCCAGAGGGAACCGGUGUCCUGAAGGGAGAUGAGAUCAAGUAUUACUUGAUGUCUCAAGCAGACAAAUUUACGGAAGCUGAGAUGGCUCAGAUGCUGCAGAUGUUCCCUCUGGACGUUUCUGGUAAUCUCGACUACAAGAAUCUCUGCUAUGUGAUCACACAUGGAGAGGAGAAGGAGCAGGAGUGAGGAGACCGGGGGACUAAACUUUUAUUUGUAAUCACAUUCAUCAAUGUCGUUGUCAUUACUCAUUGUCAGUACCUGUGUGGCUGAAUAUGAGCCUUGAGCUUUGAAGACCAGAACAAUGUGUGGUGUAACUCUGUUGUAACUAAUGGAUAAAGACUUUUUGGAAUGUA
Molecule: messenger RNA, 694 nt
Organism: Ictalurus punctatus (channel catfish)
Lineage: Eukaryota; Metazoa; Chordata; Actinopteri; Siluriformes; Ictaluridae
Gene: mlrb
Product: myosin regulatory light chain 2b cardiac muscle isoform
Exons: 7
Coding region: 24-527 (167 amino acids)
Cellular component (GO): mitochondrion; cytoplasm
Molecular function (GO): calcium ion binding
Source: RefSeq, marked provisional